Diaporthe citri is the source of this 1332-nucleotide messenger RNA. RefSeq lists its product as uncharacterized. The transcript is spliced from 4 exons. NCBI's taxonomy places the organism in Eukaryota, Fungi, Ascomycota, Sordariomycetes, Diaporthales, Diaporthaceae. The coding region runs from base 1 to 1332 and encodes 443 amino acids. The record is from RefSeq and is a predicted model, not a curated record. Gene Ontology annotation, biological process: transmembrane transport. Gene Ontology annotation, cellular component: membrane. Gene Ontology annotation, molecular function: myo-inositol:proton symporter activity.
AUGUCUGCCAACGACAAAGACGUGUCUAAAGGCGUUCCCGCCACUGAGCAUCUCGAGCGUUCCAUUUCAAACGACGCCGUCCUCAAAGUCGCCGAGCAUGCCGACCUCGAGGCUAUCGAAGAGACCACACCGGGCAGGUUCGUCUGGCUCUGUGCCUGUGCCACUGCCAUAGGUGGCAUGCUCUUCGGCUACGACACCUUGGGUAACAAGCCCAUCAGCAACUCUGACAAGGAGCUCAUCACCGCACUCUGUGCUGCGGGAGCUCUAGUCGGUGCUGUUGUUGCCGGAGUCACUGCGGACAUGUACGGUCGUCGACCGGCCAUCUGGUUUGCGAUGAUCUCGGUCGACAUGAUCUUCCUCGGCUCCGGCUCGGUCCUUGCCUACGCUUUUGACGCGGCCUUCUACAAGGUGGCACACGGAUGGAGGUACAUGGUCGGCAUCGGAGGCGUCCCGUCCAUCAUCCUCAGUGUCCUUCUCUUCUGGUGUCCCGAGUCGCCUCGCCAGCUCAUGUUCCAUGGCAGACGCGAAGAGUGCGAAAGGGUGCUGAGACGCAUCUACCCUCAUGCCACCGAGGAACAUCUCGCCAACAAUUUGCUGUCUCUUGAAUACGGUGUCAACGCCUCCAAGGACCUCAGUGAGGAGAUCUCGUGGCGCACUUCGCUCAAGAAUAUCUUCACCAUCCCUGCGAACUUCAGGGCUACCAUCGCAGCGUGUGGGAUCAUGGCGUUUCAGCAGUUCUGCGGCUUCAAUACACUCAUGUACUACUCCUCAACGCUCUUCGAUAUCGCGGGGUUCCCGAACCCUACUAGUCGGCGUAGGAUUCUGCUCUGGACAAUGUGGGGAAUGCCCGUCUGCCUGGUCAUCGCGGCCGUCGCCUUCCACUGGAUCCCUCUAGACCUAAACACCCUGGAGCCCACAGAAACGAACAUCGGCUGGCCGGCCUACGUGGUGCUCGUCAUGAUGAUCCUGUUCGUCGCCUUCUAUGCCGCCGGCCUCGGUUGCGUGCCGUGGCAGGCGAACGAGUUCCUGCCGAUGGAGGUCCGGGCCAUGGGUACCACGCUGAUCAAUAUCUCCAACUGGGGGCCCAACAUCGUCGUCUCGGCCACGUUCCUGACCAUGAUGCGGAACAUGACGCCCUCUGGCACGUUCUGGUUCUACGCUGGCCUGUCUUUCCUCGGCUGGGUCUUUGUGUAUUUCUGCUUCUCUGAGGCGGCGAACAUGACGCUUGAGGAGGUUCGCGUUGUGUUUCAGCAUGGGUUUGGUGUUAGGUACGCUGAGGAGUGGCGCAAGCAGCGCAAGAUUCAGCAGACUGCUUUUACUGGAGACGUAUGA